This is a messenger RNA of Closterium sp. NIES-67, 1830 nucleotides long. The record is from the annotation of a GenBank genome assembly. Lineage: Eukaryota; Viridiplantae; Streptophyta; Zygnematophyceae; Desmidiales; Closteriaceae.
AAGGAAGGAAGCCACGAGCAGUUAGAGCCUGCCCUGGUAGCAAUUAUUGCCUGGCAGCUCUCUCUUCGAAUCGAAGUGCUGCUCAGGUCGGCUGCUGCUGCCGCCGCACGUGCGCCGUUGGACUAGGGCCGAACGUGGGCUCCCUCGGGCCUGCUAGAGCGGCUCGCCUGGCACGAGGGGAAGUCGUCUUCGAAGAUGAGGGUCCCGCACCACUGCGGCGAGGAGAAUGCGGCAUGUCUGGCUGGCAGAGCGUGCAUCAAGCAAGACUGCAUGGGGGGAAACAUACAAAUAGUAUCUCCUCUGCAGGCUUCUGCUGCUGCCUCUACCAGCUGCUCCUCUGCAGGUUUCGCUAUCGUUGUCCACUAUUCUUGCGACUACAAGUGUGGCACUAAAUCGACCUGUGCGACACUAUCGACCUGUGCGACACUAUCGUCCUGUGCGACACUAUCGUCCUGUGCGACACUAUCAGCAGCAUGGGCUCCUUCAACGGCCACGCCUUUGCGGGCUCCGUGGCGCUCCUCGUCGCCUUCUGGAGCCUCCGAUGCGCCAUUCGCGACUUCCUCGCCGCGCCGCACGCGUACGUGGCGCGCGCGUGGCACCCCGUGCCGAUUCGCGGGCACUGGACGCGGCUCGCGGUGUAUAUUCUCGUGGGCGGCACGUUCGCGCAGCUAGUGGAAGGGCUUUGUUUGGGAUUGAUGUCCGCGUUACAGCGUCGACUCGAUAUUGUCCAGUUCGAGCAUGCGAUGAUUUUUGUUGUCUUCGUUAUAAUUGGCCUCAUCUUCUGUGUACACGACACAACCAGGUGAGUGCGUGGACAUAUGGAGAAGAAUAAUUUUGGAAUGCGGGGUUCUCCUUAAAGCCCAAAAAACGUAUGAAACACGUCCUUUGAGUGGACGGAUUAACUCAUUCAAUAAACGAACUGUAUAAAUGCUACAAACUCUCAUUCCAAAGUCCGCUUUUGUUCCUUCAUCUCCCCCUUCUCUCCCCUCCAGUCUCCUCCCAUUACCCCCGGGCUCCCUCCACAUUCUAUGGGCCUUGGGUUUUUUCAGCGAGGCCGUCCUAACGGCGUUCCACUCCAUAUCCCACCAAGGCCUCGAGCCCCGUUACCACGUCUUCCAGGCGAUCGCUGCUCUCGCCUGCUUCCUGCUCGCCCUCCUCGUGGCCGCCUGCCCCUCAUCCUUCCUCCUGGAUGUGCUUUUCAGCUCCGGGGUUCUUUUCCAGGGCAUGUGGCUGUGGACCAUGGCUCUGUCCCUCUAUGGAGUGCUCCAGUUACCGGGGUGUCGCAACGUGGAUUAUAAGAUGGUUAAAUGCGCAACGGAGGCGGAGGAGCAUGUUGCCGUUGCUGUCGCAGACCUUCAGUUCAUCACGGUGCUCGUUCUUACGGCGCUCCUCGUGCUUGCGCUCUACGCCCGGGCUGCUCGCAGCGCUCCCCGCUCGUCCAUACAAUUCAUCCUUGCUUCAAGGGAGCCUCAUUCCUCCAAAGGUUCUUCUUGGGAAGGGGUUGCGAUGCAUGUUGAGGGGGGCACUUUCAUGGAUGGGGGGAAAGCGGUGCUGGGAGAGGCUGGGGGAGCAACAGCAGCACCACUGACACCACCAGUGAUAGCACCAGUGGCAGCACCAGUGGCAGCAACAGUGGCUUCACCACCAGCGGCUACAGCAGGAGCAGCAGCUGAAGGCGAUGCUCAUCAUGCAGUGCUGCUUGCGCAUGUUGUGGGCAUGGAGUCCGAGAGCGAGGGGCUGCUUAACGUCAGGGUUUAGCUAUGAUAUUCAGUUGUUACAUUACAUUACAAUUGUCGGUUUUGUUUUCAAUUCGGUUUUAAGUCCAACUCG